Messenger RNA from Cetraspora pellucida, 1113 nucleotides. Lineage: Eukaryota; Fungi; Glomeromycota; Glomeromycetes; Diversisporales; Gigasporaceae. The record is from the annotation of a GenBank genome assembly.
AUGGUAGAAGGUAUAGUGGAGGAUGAGCGAACAGAAGAUGACGCAUCGUUAACCAAUGCUAGGGAGACGAUGAUCAAACUCUUAGAAGGCAUAAAAAGAACAAUGAGCAUUAAUUAUUGUGACAACAACUGUAUCAUAACUCUUAUAAUUAGUAGUGUCGUAAUAAUAAUUUUACUUGUAGGUAUAAUUUGGUGUUGUGUGCAGUAUUUAAAAUCGGGGAAAAAGCUUUCAGAUCACGUACAAAGUUUGAAAUCUACAUUAACUGGAACUGGCUCAUCAUCAAGUGACACCCCAUUAUUAUCUGGUAGACCUCGACCUCAUUCAAUAAUCACGCAACCAAUUGGUAGCGGUGGUGAAGAGCCAAUCUUAAAUUCACCAGAUUCGUUAUAUUGGAGUGGGCGUAAUCAAGAAACAACAGCAGAUAAUUAUACUGCGGCUGAACAAUUCACAAUAUUGAACCCUCCACGGGAAGAAAUACCACCCCAGGAUCAUAUAAUAUACAUUCAAAGUUUAGGUGGUGCUAAAGCUUGGGAUUGGGAUCCUGAUGAUUCAUUAUUAGGACAGCAAAUCGUUACUAUAAUGGGUGAGGGUAAAGUUAUUAAAUUUAAUAAGCGAUUAGACUCUAUGGUACAGUCCAAUUAUCCAUUUUUUAUACCUCAAGUUGAAGGAGAUGUAGUAUAUGAGGCUCCAUUUGGACGACCAGAAACCAUGCCGCAUCGACUAGGUUUCCACUCAAAUGGAAAAAAAUAUAAUGAUGAAUUCGGUGGUCAUGAAUAUAGUCAAGCGUGGGGCAAUGUUGGCGAUACCAUAGGUUGCGCAUACAAUCCUGAUGCUGGGCAUGUAUUUUUCACCAAAAAUGGACAAUUUCUUGGUAAUGCUUUCAUGGGAAUACGUCAUGUUUGGUUUCCAACUGUCGGAUCAAAUGGCCCAUGCACUAUUAUGACCAACUUUGGAGAUCCUGAGAAUGAGUUCAAGUAUGAAAGUGCACGUGGCUAUGGGCCAGGUGGACCUCUGUUGAUGAGUAGUGAACAGGGUUAUCAAUGGCAAACUGGCAGUAAUAGAAGUAGCAGAAUUUUGCAGACCGAAGAUAAAGAUAAUUGUAGAAAUAAUUAA